UAUCUUUGCGGGGAAAGGAUGAGCUAAUCGCAGUUUGUCAACCAUUUUCAAUGAGAACUGAUAAGCUGAAAGAGAAAAUAUUCGUACUGAUACUAACUUCCUUCUCCAGAUGCUAUUAUCGUUUCGAUAGUAAAAUGAACAUCCGCUCUAAGUGAUAGCUGAAAUUAAAAUGCGUUUCAGGUUCAGUAUUUCAAAUAACACCCAAUAUUAAUCAGUUCUUCAAUUUAAGAAUGUGCUCGUUUUAAGGGUUUCAUCAUUAGCAAAUAUGAAGUUGUGUGUAAUUUGUGUGUGCGUGUUUGUUUUGUUUGUUGCAAAUUUUUCAUGGGGGCAUUCAACGUGUAAAACUCCAACUCUCCGAUUCGGACGAAUACGAUCAAGGCAAAGGGGCAAAUCCGUGAAGUUUCUGUGCAACCUAGGAUUCCAAUUGGCUGGAGAUAGAACAGCAUUUUGCAUUAAUGGCUCUUGGGAUGUGCCCAUUCCUAAGUGUGUUCGUCCAUCAUGCGCCAAAAAAGAUAAUGUUUCACCCAAAAACGGAGUGGCUUUGCCUUCACUGAAUGGGGCCGUACUGAUGUUUUACUGCCAGCAGGGUUACGAGAUAAAUGGGCCCGGAACAAUUUACUGCGAUGGUUUUCAAUGGGACAAUCACGUGCCGUCGUGCAUUCCCGCGCAUACAAAACCCAGUCUGUUUUGCGAUUUCGAAAGUGACGAUCUUUGCCACUGGACGCAGGAUAUAAAUCACGAUAUGGAUUGGGUGAGGGAUAACUACCAAACUCCUACAGGAAGUUCGAUGCCCACAGGGCCCAGUUUUGAUCAUACUUUAGGAGCUGGCAAAAAUGGUCAUUACAUGUACAUCGAGUCGUCAUCACGAAGGAUAAACGAUACUGCUCGACUCAUUUCGCCGAUUUUUGGCAAACUGGAUGGCAGAGUGUGCUUGGAGAUUUGGUAUCAUAUGUACGGAAAGACAAUAGGUACUCUAAGAGCGUACGUAAAAAAAAUAUCGGAUCCUUGGCCUCUGAAGCCCAUCGACGCAAUAUUCUCCGAGAGUGGAAAUAAGGGGAACGUUUGGCUGAGGCAAAUCACUGAUAUGGGGCCAAUUCCGGAGGAUUUCCAGAUUAUAUUGGAAGGCGUGCGCGGCAAUGGAUAUGUAAGCGACAUGGCUGUAGACGAUAUUAGAUUGAUUCCAAAUUGCAACAUUGACGAUUACAUGGAGACUAGCACAGAGUUUGUGACAGCCUCCUCCGAAAUUAUUAAAACCAUGGAUACUUGCCAAAAUCGUUGCGGUUAUAAAUCGUUUGGAAAUGAAAGUGCAUUCGUGAUGGCUUGCGAUUGCGAUGAUUUUUGCUAUGAAUCUAGUCGAUGCUGCCCAGACUGGGUGGAUAUGUGCUUUGCAGCAUUCUCGACUACUGAAGAAAGUACAGCGCCUGAAGCAAUAACAGAAGAUCUUGCUAGACAAACAACCCGUAUUCAGCACCUCCCUACGAAGUCGCUUUUUCCUUCAUCAGUGCCCAGAAAAGUGAAUACUAUGCCAACUAUAGUGAUUUUGCAACCAACAACCACCCCAGCUGUAAUAGAAAAAAAACUCCCAGGUAAAAACGACUCAAAGAUCGCGUUUGUUAAACCGAAAAAACCGACGCCAUCAAUGACCUAUCACGACGAUGUCGAAGUUCCCAUGAAUCCCUUGAGCAAUAAUGAAAUGCUGCCCGUGGAAAGCUCGCCCGCCCCCAUAGAAGACAGCAACGAUAUAAAUGCAAGCAGCAUGCAGGAAAGGGAGGAGGAUGUGGAGGACAUAACAAACCAAAAAGAUUAUCCCUUCAAAGUGCUGGAUGAGAGCUCAGAACAUGUGGGGGAAAUCAAGACGGAGCUAAAACAAACCCAAACAGAGGGAACCAACAUUCGGGCGAUUCUAUUGACCAUUGCUAUAGUGGGUGGUGUUAUUAUGGUGGGCAUUGGUGCCGGUGUGGCUUUAAUUAAGUUGAAAUUCCUCGGCAAUAGAAGGAUUAAUUCUGGCCAAGGGGACAGUCAGAGCGAUGUGCGGUUUUUGACAGCUGACGAAGUAUUAGAUUUUACGCUGGACAGAGAGUAUGAUGAUUUGUGAUAUUGCAAGAUGAAGAAUUUUGCUUGGGUGUGAUUAACUGAGGGCCUGAGAACUAACUCGAAAAAGAACUGUUUACGCAUCAUCCCCGUCUCAUCAGAUGAGAAUGUACGUGUAAAAGGUAGUAACAGUAAAAUUAAUUUAUUCUCCUUUAGCAAUAGGAACUUUACAUAUACUGGGUUGCGUAGAAUGAUGUAUUGAUUAUUUAGUUGGCCAUUGGUACUUAUUUUUUGAUAAUUUGUGGCUUAAAAUCAGGAGCAAGCACCUUUGAGAGUAAGUCUGCAUACAUGUCUAGUCGUUGUGUCAUCUGAAAAACCGAUAAAAUAUUACCUAGUG
Messenger RNA from Dendroctonus ponderosae (mountain pine beetle), 2428 nucleotides. RefSeq lists its product as uncharacterized. The transcript is spliced from 9 exons. The record is from RefSeq and is a predicted model, not a curated record. Bases 266 to 2095 code for a protein of 609 amino acids. NCBI's taxonomy places the organism in Eukaryota, Metazoa, Arthropoda, Insecta, Coleoptera, Curculionidae. Gene Ontology annotation, cellular component: membrane.